AUGCGCUCCAUAUUCAUCAUUGCACUGGCAUCCCUCGCCCGCAUGACGGCCUCUGCACCCGGGGCAGCUAAAAGCGAUCAUACCGUGGAAAUCGUCCAGCAGCGAGCAGAGCAGUCCAUUGCGGUUCCCCAAAAGGAGGUUGAGCUUCAGAGCGUCGAGAUCCGCGACUGGGAACCUCCGAAAGUGCCAAAGACACAGCCCUCUCAGGGACAGCCCAAAACCGGACAGAGCCCGAAAAAUUCCGGAACAGGGGCAGGGUAUGGAGAUAUGCCCUCGGCUGGCUCAUGCCUGGUCAGCUUAAUCAACAUUGAGGUCUUUGCUGUGGCUGCCGGUGUUGCUAUGGCAACCUAUGUGUUUUAG
This is a messenger RNA of Pyricularia oryzae 70-15, 360 nucleotides long. RefSeq lists its product as uncharacterized. Lineage: Eukaryota; Fungi; Ascomycota; Sordariomycetes; Magnaporthales; Pyriculariaceae. The transcript has 2 exons. The record is from RefSeq and is a predicted model, not a curated record. The coding region runs from base 1 to 360 and encodes 119 amino acids.